Molecule: messenger RNA, 4415 nt
Organism: Monomorium pharaonis (pharaoh ant)
Lineage: Eukaryota; Metazoa; Arthropoda; Insecta; Hymenoptera; Formicidae
Product: tyrosine-protein phosphatase non-receptor type 5
Exons: 8
Coding region: 27-1880 (617 amino acids)
Biological process (GO): protein dephosphorylation
Molecular function (GO): protein tyrosine phosphatase activity
Source: RefSeq, a predicted model, not a curated record
CUUCGCGGUCAGCGCGAAAGAGGUGAAUGCAGUUGGCCAUCAUUUUGCAAUCUGUUCAGACGCCAUUCAGAUGCGUUCGACGCGAGUCCGAUCCGACGCAGUCGCGCAAUUUAUCUGCGGAGCUACGUAUCGUAUUUUAUCGUCUACCACAAUGUCGAUGUGCGCAGGGUGAUGCUGUCGAUCGUGACAACGUCUUAACGAGACGUGACAGACUACCUCGAAAAAGAAGAGAAAGGGGACCUUCUCACUCGCCUCGGCAAGAUGGUACAAGUGUUUCCUUGAUUCAUCAUCAUGCAAAUGUUGUUAAUUAUUAUGAUGCAACAAUCAACAACAACAGUGAUAAUAUAAGUCCUCUGGAAAAAUUUUAUCUAAUCACUGAACAAAAGUGGCAUAAGGAUACAUUAGUGCCAAUCUCCUUAUUGCCCUCUACGAAGGGAAUGCCUACAAGAUCCCAUCACAGAAUCUGGCAGUCCGUGACAGGACUGGAUGAUGCUGGAAUGGAUCUCCAAGUGGCCCAACUCAACAGUCAGACAGACAAGGAAGUACAUUCCAGGACGACUCUAUCAUGGCUAGAUUGGCAUUUGCCUUACUUUGUAGCGCUUUGUGCAAUCGCUGGCACUAUUCUUUUUACAUUCCUAAUCUUGUUAUGGCUACGAAAACAAAUGUCGCGUGAAAAAGAUAACGAAAAUGGCGAUCGGCACGGUCUGGUCGAGGAAGGUGCCAUUUGUCAGCCAUCAGACAAGUCAACUAAAGACGCAAAAGAAUCCAUGGAGGCUAAGUGGGUUCAUGAAGCAUUCGCGAAGCAAUCUGCACCCAAGUAUCCGGUUCGACCAAUUCCUCAAACCUCUUUACCCGAGUCUUUGGCAACCCCCGAACGUAAACCGGAAGCGAUACGUAUAAAAGCAAAGGGAUUGUUGGAAAGACGUGGCUCGAGUACAAGUUUAACCAUAGAAUUGGCACCAGCUCCCGAAAGUCCGCCACAUAUGGUCACUCCAACCCGAGAAUGUACAACGGAAGAGUUUUUGCUAAGUGCAGGAAAUGUAUUGUCGAGAGCACAAUUAAAAAGAGUUGCUGAAAGUACGGGAACGUUACACAAAGAAUUUUGGGAGGUGCCACUUAAUCUGCCGGAAAAGGUGGACAUUUGUGGCUCGGGAGUGAAGAAUCGAUACAGCUCUGUUUUGCCCAAUCUACAAACCAGAGUAGUUCUGCCAAGUUCCUCCGAUGAUCCGCUCACCGGCUAUAUAAACGCUAACUACAUCCGAGGAUACGACAGCGAAAAUGGUAGAUACAUCGCGACACAGGGACCAUUAGCUAACACGAUAGUAGACUUCUGGAAGAUGAUUUGGGCAGAAAAAGUUCCUGCAGUCGUCAUGAUAACUAGAUUGUACGAAGCGUCCAAACCAAAGUGCGAAGCAUAUUUUCCCUAUGACAUAGAUGAUCGCAUACAAGUUGAAGCUUUCACAAUUAUCGUUAACUAUGUCGAUAUGAGAAACGGAUAUACCGUCAGAACUAUGGAGAUUCGACACGAAGGAGAAAGAAGACAUCUGCAGCAUUAUUGGUAUGAUUCAUGGCCGGACCAUGCCGUACCUCAAACUGCAGAUGCGCUCGUUAGUAUGGCCGCAGAGGUAAACACUUUACCAGGACCAGUGGUCGUCCACUGCAGUGCAGGUAUAGGACGAACUGGCUGUUUCAUAGCAAUAGGGAUAGGAAUGAAUCAACUUAUAAAAGAUGGAAAUGUCGAUGUACUCGGUAUUUUGUGUCAGAUGAGAUACGACAGGGGAGGGAUGGUGCAAACGGCUGAACAAUAUGAAUUUAUUCAUAGAGCACUUUAUCUUUUUGAACAGACACUAGACAGCAAACCGUCGACUUCGAGCGAUUGAAUGGAUGUACUACAAUAGGAAUUUCCUUCGCUUAUUUUUUCGUGAAAUGGGACUUUAUUAUUGCCUAAGAGAAUGUCACUUCGCAGGACUAUAUGCUUACCGCAGAAAAAAAAAACAUUUUUAACGAAUCUCAAUGUUAGCCUGUGAACCGAUGCUCUCUCAUCUUUAUCUCAAUAUUCAAACGAGUUAAAGCUCGUUUAAUAAGCUGCCAUUUUCUACUGCCAUGACAAAUCGUUGACAAUUGAUAUCAAUCACAGAGCUCAAGAGGUUAAAAAAAGGGUUCACUGUCGGAGUGCAUUUUCUAAGCAGGUGCUUUUUAAAACUAAAGUAUCAUAAAUAGCUUAAUGAAAAGAGUAUUUAUGUUUAUAAUAACGCACGGUAUAAAUCGUGCGGCACAUACGCUUAAAAAUCAAGGUUAUAUUAUUUUAUAUAAGUUACGAAUUAGAAAUAAUCUCUAAAUAUGACGAUAAUGUAUUCGCAAUUCGUAUCAUAAAAUUUAUAUCUAAAGAUCACUAAAUUUGGGAUUUAAUUAUUCUCAAAUUUUUCGUGUGUUAGAAAAUAGUUAAUAAGUUCCAAUAAUAUAUACAAAAAUGUAUAGAAACAGUUUUGCGACUGUACUAAUAUAACUCAUACACACACAAUAUAAUAUAUAUUCUUCGCUACUACGAUAUUCACGCAUCACGAUGGAGUAGAUACAUGACAAAAUUAUUCCAACGUGUAAGAGCUAAAAUUAAUCGUAAUUAUUUUAAUGUACAUAAUGUUAAGCGUGAGCUAAAUAUGAAAUUGUAUAUACGUGUGUGUAUGUGUGUAUACAUAUAUACACACAUACACACACACAUAUACAGGGAUACAAGAUAAGGUAAUAACUAUUAUUUUCGAAGAUAUUCAAGGUGAUAAUAGUCAUUGUCUUAUCCUGUGUACAAUACAUACGUACAAUCUUACGUACACAUACAUAUACACAUACACGGAUACACGUGAAUAAUUGUUAAAACAAUUACUAAUUUAUGGGACCCAAAUUAACUAAAUACUGUAUAUUUUUAGUUCCUAUUUGAUUUUAAAGUAUCUCUUAUGAUUUUUGCUUUUAUUUAGCUGACUAAGACUGAACACGGAUAGUACAAUGUGAUUUAAAAAGAAAAGAGAAAGAGACAAUGGCUUGAUAAAAAUGUUGAAUAAGAGUCAAUUUGAUAGACAAAUACGAGCCGAAUGUUACGUUGUUACAGCGAAUAUUCAGUAUUCAAGCAACAGUUCAAUUCAUUCGUAUGCAAUUGCGUUGAAAAAUGUUGCUAAGAGAAAUAUAAAGUAUAUUCGUUCACUCUACAAUUUUACUCGUUUAUUUAUCAAAUUGAGACUGAUUUAAUAUAAUAAUUAUUUAUAUUAUAACUUUUAACUUUAUAAGAAAUAACAAAUCUGUAGCAGUUAGAAGUAAAUUCGUAUUUAUUCUAAAAAAAAGUAUCUUAUAAAGAAGAUAAUUUAUAAUAUAAUUCUCAUGUCGUGUUUUGUAUAAAAAUAGAUCUGUUUUAUUUAUCCAAAUGAUAAACUAAUGAUAUGAAGAAAGAAUUUAAAUAUAUAAUAUCAGUUAAUAGUUACAUUCGGAAAUGUAAAUUUAACUUUGGAAAUGUUUUCACGUAAUAAUCUUAAAUUAAAAUUAAUAUUCAAUCGAUAAUACAGUUUUUCAAGUUUAAUACACGAGUAGGUUAGUAUGAGAAAUUUAAGUCAACUUAAAUUUUAAUUAUUAUCGCAAAUUUUCAUGACAAUAAACUAUUAUUACAACGUUAAAGUUUUGUUAAUUGAUUAAAUACAAAGGAUCUUUUUUGGCUGCUAAUAUUUUUUAGACUAUUUAAUAAAUAAUAUAGUAAUAUUCGAUAUACAUACUAAAUAAAAUUCUCGAUAGAAUCAGCCCGAAUAGUAUCGAAAUUCAUAGCGUAUACAUGUAUUACGUGUAUUUUGAGGUGUUAGUGGUUAACUCGUUUUGCAUGGUCCAAUUCGAUCAUCUCAAUUUAGUCUGAAUAAAUGAAAAUCUAACAGAUAAACAAUACGAAAUGUAUCUGACUUUUGCGUGCACACAAACACGUAGAGCAGUUUCGUACGUGCUAGUAAAGAAAAUAAAAUUCUUCGAUAUAUACGCAUAAUUAUCGCUUAUUGCUUAUUAUUCGUUGUUAUUGAUUUAAUACCUCGAAAAACAUAUGUAUAUUUAUGUAUACGCGCGUAUGGAGUAUAUAAGUAUAUAUGUGUGUGCAUACUAGUGUACAUAGAUUGUACAGAGAGAAUGAGAGAGAGAGAGAGAGAGAGAGAGAGAGGGAAGAGAAUUAUGUUUUUGAGAGAGUAUGUAUUUGUUUAAGGGAGACAAAGUAUAUAUUAUUUAUAAGCGCGUAAAGUCGCAAGUGACUUGGUAUAAGUGUAUUAAUAGGCAAUGAUAAUAAACGAUAACAAUAAUACUGUAACAAUGAUAACUGAUAAAAAUAAUAACAAUAAUUAGCAACCCCUCGGUGUUCAAUUGUACUUAUAUGUAAUAAAUGUUUAUAGUGUCCACACAUA